AUGUCCCUCCGCACGGCGGCCGCGGUGGCGGCUGUCUCUGCUGCUGUUGGCCUUUACUUGGACGCCAAAUACUCCAUAAGGAGCGACAUUGCCCAGAUCCGUGGAGCUUGGAGGCUGCAGAGAUACGCCCAAGACCUCUACGAGAUUCAUGGAGAGGAUGACUGGUCCUUCUAUCAUGUCCUUCAUAGCACGUACGGCUUGAACGACAACGAGGAAGCGUUCGUGUUUGAAGGCCGCAGUUGGACGUACAAGCGUCUGAGAGAGGAAAUCGGCCGCUGGGCGGAAGCACUCAAGCGUCUGGGGGUCAGGAACCGCAUGGUGGUUGGCUUGUUCAUUAACAAUUCGCCCGAGUUCAUGUUCACUUGGUGGGCGCUGUACAAAUUGGGCGCAAUUCCAGCUCCAAUCAACACUUCCAUUACCGGAGCCAAUAUCAAGCACUGCCUGAGAGUCAGCGAAGCUGAGAUGUUGAUCACCACGUUCGAGUUGUCCAGCAUAGUCGCGCAGACCUUUGACCUUGGCGAUGGAACAAGGGAUUUCGGGUGCAGCGACCCUUCGUGUCCCCGACUCGGACAUAUUGUACUGUAUGACCAUGGCACGUACCCUUCUGUGGGACACUGGUCGUCCAAGACGCGUAUAACUGUGAUGAGGCAUUCCAUGUUGCCUCCAGCAACGCCGGAAAUGGGCGACUUCCCAAAGUCCUCGAGACCGAAAGUACUGCACACCGAUGCCUCUCAGUAUCUGUUCACAUCAGGCACCACUGGCCUGCCCAAGGCUUUGAUCUGGCCGGCUGGGUACAGUCUGGCUGGCUCGUGUCCGGACAGAUAUCCCAGCAUGCAUGACAAGCGACGAAGGUUCUACAUCUGCUUGCCCAUGUUUCACGGCACAGCGACCUUUGCAGGUAUGCCAGCCACCUUUUCGACAUCUGGGACAGUGAUUCUGGCACGACGGUUUUCGCGGCGGGAGUUUUGGGCAGAUGUGCGUCGCUCGAGGGCGAAUGCUAUCCUUUAUAUUGGGGAAAUGCUUCGAUAUCUCGUGCAAUCUCCUCCUGAUCCUCGAUUCCCGGACGAGAAGGAUCACGAAGUGGAUCUGGCUUUUGGACUUGGGCUGGCGCCCACUGUGUGGCGCGCCGUCAGAGAAAGAUUCGGCAUUCCGUGGAUUGUCGAGUACUACUCAGCAAGCGAGGCGACGAUAUCGAUACUCAACUCGAACAAGAACGACCUCGGUGUCGGCAAGGUUGCGCAUUACGGGCCUCUUAUGCGCAGCAGCAUCUUUCAAGAUAAGUUUUACAUCGUGCGAACCGACCUGGAGACCGGGGAGAUCCUGCGUAAUCCCAAGACAGGGUUUUGUAUGAAAGCACGAGCCGGUGAGGUUGGUGAGGCGAUAUGCAGGAUCUCUCCCCCUGUACAGCGACGGCACGAUUAUGUGGGUGAAGGGGGAACAGAGGCAACGGAGAAGAAAGUCCUCAGGAACGUCUUCGCUAAAGGUGAUGAGUUCUUCAGGCUGGGAGAUGCAAUGGCCAGAGAUAAAGACGGAUAUGUAUCGUUCCACGAUCGAUUGGGCGAUACCUAUCGUGCAAAAGGGCACAAUAUCUCGACGACCGAAGUCGAGGGUUGUAUCAGUAGACAUCCCAACAUCGCCUCCGUCAACGUCUACGCGAUCCCGAUGAACCGCUACGGAUACGACGGACAGUUGGGCUGCGCGGCUAUCACGUUCACCAGUAGCGGCAGAAGUGGCUCCGACUCUGGGGAGGUGGACGCCCAGGAACAGCAGACUGUCAGAGAGCUUGAAAAGUGGACGACGACGAAUGCGAGUGCUUUGCCUGCAUAUGCCGUUCCACGGUUUUUGCGGGUGCUGGUGACUGAUCGACGAGAGCUGAACGGCGGCGGUAACGAUACUGGCGCCGAUAGAGUGUCUCUGAUCAUGAAGAAGCUCAAGACGGGACUACGGCAAGACGGCUUUUCAUUACCUCAGGGCAGCAGAGACAGAAUGUAUUGGAUCGAAAAGGAAGGUUCCGGUUAUGUUCCUCUGACGAACGAGGCAGUACAGCUUCUUCUCUCCGGUAAAGCUCGACUAUGA
This is a messenger RNA of Exophiala xenobiotica, 2076 nucleotides long. RefSeq lists its product as uncharacterized. Gene Ontology annotation, molecular function: long-chain fatty acid transmembrane transporter activity; long-chain fatty acid-CoA ligase activity. Bases 1 to 2076 code for a protein of 691 amino acids. The record is from RefSeq and is a predicted model, not a curated record. NCBI's taxonomy places the organism in Eukaryota, Fungi, Ascomycota, Eurotiomycetes, Chaetothyriales, Herpotrichiellaceae. The transcript is spliced from 4 exons.